Molecule: messenger RNA, 945 nt
Organism: Coffea arabica (coffee)
Lineage: Eukaryota; Viridiplantae; Streptophyta; Magnoliopsida; Gentianales; Rubiaceae
Product: GDSL esterase/lipase At1g06990-like
Biological process (GO): lipid metabolic process
Molecular function (GO): lipase activity
Source: RefSeq, a predicted model, not a curated record
AUGGCAAUUCCCAGCCAUUUCUGGAAUUUCUUGGUGCAGAUUUGCUUCUUGAUUCUCGCUUUCAACUACGAAUGCAAUGGCCAAAACAUCCCAAGAUUUAGUGCCAUUUUUGCCUUUGGUGAUUCGGUCUUAGAUACUGGUAACAACGACUACUUGAAUUCAAUAGCUAGAGCCAAUUAUCAGCCAUAUGGCACAAAUUUCCCAGGCAAAAUCGCCACCGAAAGGUUUUCUGAUGGGAAACUUGUGCCAGACCUUCUAGCAUCCUUGCUAGGCCUGAAGGAACUUGUGCCCCCUUAUCUACAGCCAAAUCUAACCGAUCGCGAACUGCUAACAGGAAAUCUUCAGGAUUACCUCAAGAGGCUGACAAAUGUUGUAGGGAGACAAGAGGCUCGAAGAAUUGUCAAUCAGGCUCUGGUUCUUUUGCAUGCGGGGGCCGUUGAUUUCCUAUACCACUUCGAUGUCUCAAGGACUAAUCGAAGAAUUCAGUUCACUGUAAACAACUACCAGGAUUUUCUUCUGGGCAAAUUGCAAGAUUUUUUAAAGGAGCUGUAUGAUCUUGGCUGCCGCAGGAUUAUUGCAUCAAACCUGCCACCACUUGGCUGUUUGCCCAUCACAAUGACUGUAAAUUCCCCAAUUUGGGGAGGAUGUAUAGAAAAAAUCAACGUGGACACUCGGUCUUAUAAUGACAAGCUAGGGAACCUCCUACCCCAAGUACAGGCUAAACUCCCAGGAAUCAAACUUGUCUAUCAAGACACUUAUGGUUUGGAUUUGUGGAAACUAGAUGAGGAUGUUGCGGUAUUGGAAUUUGGGACAUCGUGUAUUCCAAUCACUCCAAUUUGUGGGAACGCUUCCCAGUAUUUUUUUUGGGAUAGCAUUCAUCCAACUGAAGCAGCAUGCCGGAUUGUGGCCAAGGAAAUCUUGAAUAAGUUGGUGGAAAGCAAUUAA